Trachymyrmex septentrionalis is the source of this 681-nucleotide messenger RNA. RefSeq lists its product as uncharacterized. The coding region runs from base 64 to 597 and encodes 177 amino acids. The transcript has 2 exons. The record is from RefSeq and is a predicted model, not a curated record. Lineage: Eukaryota; Metazoa; Arthropoda; Insecta; Hymenoptera; Formicidae.
AGCUGCUCUUAGAACAAACUUGCGAUUUGUAUGCCAAUUUUACUAACGAGAUUAUGAUCAGUUAUGAUUAGAGAUUGCUAUAAGUCCUACGAAGAAAAAAUGGAAGACUUUGUACCAACACGUGGCUCUCAAAUCAAGAAAACUGCGACGAGUGAUUACAUAUCUGUAAAUUAUACAGCGCGAAAGAAAAAGGUGAAAUCUGCAGAUGACUCAAAUAACAAAGAAAAGCUUGAGGAAUCUACGAAACAAACACCUGCUGAAUUAAAACAACAACAAGAAAAAGAGAUGAAGAAGUUGCGAUAUGAGAUUAUCAAAUUUGGUAUGUCUGGUUUCGAGAAACCAAAGGCGAGGAGAGCAAAGGUUGAGCUCGCUAUUAGUUUAGGUGCAAUACCUCCCAAGAACAGGAGAAUGAAUUACAAAGCAUUAAAGACGCGUCAAAAGAUAGAGAAAGAGAAGAAAAAGGAGGAAGGACACAAGUCUGGACUCACCAGUAGUUUGCUCAAACCUAAGUCUAAGAAAACACGGAAGAAGGAUAGUGGUAUUCUACAAGUUUAUGGAAAAGUACCGAAAGAUAUCUUGCCCAAGAAAAAGAGCUGAAAGUAAAAAUAGUUUCUAAAACAUGAAACUUUACACGAAAUUGGUAGGGUAAAGUAGAAAUAUGUUUUAAAUAAAAUAUCUUGU